This is a messenger RNA of Scylla paramamosain (green mud crab), 989 nucleotides long. RefSeq names its product circumsporozoite protein-like. Lineage: Eukaryota; Metazoa; Arthropoda; Malacostraca; Decapoda; Portunidae. The record is from RefSeq and is a predicted model, not a curated record. The transcript has 10 exons. The coding region runs from base 27 to 614 and encodes 195 amino acids.
GGAUGUUUUGAUAUUUUCAGGAAAGGAUGGCAGGUGGUGCCGCGGUGAACACUGCCAACACGUGCAGGAGGAAAGAAAGGAUGGCAGGUGGUGCCGCGGUGAACACUGCCAACACGUGCAGGAGGAAAGAAAGGAUGGCAGGUGGUGCCGCGGUGAACACUGCCAACACGUGCAGGAGGAAAGAAAGGAUGGCAGGUGGUGCCGCGGUGAACACUGCCAACACGUGCAGGAGGAAAGAAAGGAUGGCAGGUGGUGCCACGGUGAACACUCCCAACACAUGCAGGAGGAAAGAAAGGAUGGCAGGUGGUGCCGCGGUGAACACUGCCAACACGUGCAGGAGGAAAGAAAGGAUGGCAGGUGGUGCCGCGGUGAACACUGCCAACACGUGCAGGAGGAAAGAAUGGAUGGCAGGUGGUGCCGCGGUGAACACUGCCAACACGUGCAGGAGGAAAGAAAGGAUGGCAGGUGGUGCCGCGGUGAACACUGCCAACACGUGCAGGAGGAAAGGAAGGAUGGCAGGUGGUGCCGCGGUGAACACUGCCAACACGUGCAGGAAGAAAGUGCGUACCUGCUUCAUUACAUCAUGUGCACUCUGUUUUGGAACUCAAUGUUAAACUUUUUUUUUUUUCCAUGUCAACCGAAACCUGUCUGUUGCCUGCCUUUCUCCUGUCUUCUUCCCACGAAUCUAUGAAGGAAAGAAAGGAUGUGCUUCCAUGGUAUCAUGUCAGUAGUAUUAUCCAUUGAAGGAUGAGUUUAAACCUUUUUCCAGAGCGUUGUUUUUGUCUCCCAUUUUUCUGCCUUCCCAGGGUAUAUAUAUGAAAGAAGAAUGUAAAUUUAGUCUAUAAUGUUCAUUGUAACAUGUAUUCCAGUCUUUGUGUGCUUAUUUUACUGUAUGCAUAGAGAAAAGAAGGAUUCGAAAUGUGGUAAUGAAAAGUAGAACAUGAAAUAAAUAGAUAAUAAAUAAGUGAAUAAAUAAAUAAAUAAAUAAA